Chenopodium quinoa (quinoa) is the source of this 1065-nucleotide messenger RNA. RefSeq names its product troponin T, fast skeletal muscle-like. Lineage: Eukaryota; Viridiplantae; Streptophyta; Magnoliopsida; Caryophyllales; Amaranthaceae. The coding region runs from base 1 to 1065 and encodes 354 amino acids. The transcript is spliced from 4 exons. The record is from RefSeq and is a predicted model, not a curated record.
AUGGCUAGCACUGACAGCACUGCCACUUUUGUAAGGUCACCUGGAAUUUUUGGAAAAGGGAAUUCAAGAGUGAAGAAAGGGAAAAAAGAAAAGGGUGAAUCAAGCAGGAAAAGAAAACGAGGAGUUGAAAGGGAUGACUGCGGAGAAUGGCCAGUCAUCAUUGUUGUUUCAGAGAGUGACAAAAUGCAGGACAAUCUGAAGGAUGGAGGUGAGACAGAAGGGAAAGGGGAGGAUGCUAAAGAAGAAAUUGAGGCUGAAAAAGCUGCUGAGGAAAAAGCAGACGAGUCAGAAGAGGUGAAGGAGGAUACUUCAGAAGAAGAGGAUACGGAAGAAGAUGAGGAGACUGAUGAGAAUGCUAAAAGCGAUCUGAAUUCCGAUUCCAUAACUCGUAGUGAGGAAAAGAAUGUUGUAGAGUCAGAUGAAUCAUUCGAGUCAGAGAAAGAAGCAUUAAAAAUGUUGCAGACGGAGAAGACUCCCAAGCGGUCCUCUGCAGUCAUCCGCAAGGAGCUUGCGGAGAAAGCUGCGGCUGAGGUUAAAGCCAAGCUGGAGGCGGAUCUGGAGACGGCCAAACAGCGGGCGAGUGUUGCUGAGACGGCCCAGAAGAAGGCAGAGGAGGCCCGGAAGACGGCGGAUGAGAGCGCCAAAAAGGCUGAUGAGGCGCUCAAGAAGGCCCAGACGGACCUUGGCGCACUUCAGGGUGUUUCUGAAGAGAACACCAACCUGAAGACCAAGGUUGGGAAGCUAGAGAAGGAGGCUGCUCAGGCUCAGAAGACCUUUGCAGCAACCCUGGAGGCGGAGCAGAACCGCCUAGUUGCUGAAAGUGACGCUGACAAUGACGCCCGUAUGAAGAUCGCCUGGGCUGCUUUGUACCCAAACGCAGAUUACAGCGUCUGGGCACUGGCUCACAGAUAUGCCGAGUACGUGGUGUACUUAAGGGAUAGAGGCGAGCCAGAGCCUGACUCUUUUGAACCCUGGGUCAACUCUAACAACGAGCCUUCCGCUCCUCAGCUACCUGGUCCGGGUGAAGCACAAGAUAUACCCUCAGAUGACGAGGAGGAGGACUAG